This is a messenger RNA of Quercus robur (English oak), 907 nucleotides long. Its product is annotated as geranylgeranyl pyrophosphate synthase, chloroplastic-like. Lineage: Eukaryota; Viridiplantae; Streptophyta; Magnoliopsida; Fagales; Fagaceae. The annotation marks the transcript as partial. The transcript has a single exon. Gene Ontology annotation, molecular function: geranylgeranyl diphosphate synthase activity. The record is from RefSeq and is a predicted model, not a curated record. Gene Ontology annotation, biological process: isoprenoid biosynthetic process.
AAUAAUAUUUUAUCUCUCUCUCUCUCUCCUCUGUCUCUCAUCUCUCAUCUCUGUCUCUCCAAUCUCCAUCGCCGAACCCAGCACCUGCAACCCAGCACCAUAUCACGCCAUCCGCAACAGCCACCCGCAACCCAGCACCACAGAGCACAGCCACUCCAUCGCCGAACCCAAAACCUGCAACCCAUCUCAUCUUUUUCAGUUUCUGCGGUGCUCACCAAGCAAGACACUCUCCGAGAAGAGGAAGAGUCUGAAUCAGAACCCACUUUCAGUUUCAAAGGCUACGUUGCCCAGAAAGCCAAUUCCGUCAACCAAGCCCUCGAAGCCUGUGUUUCGCUUAAGGACCCAAAGAAGAUUCACGAGGCUAUGCGCUAUUCUCUCCUCGCCGGUGGCAAGCGAGUCCGACCCAUGCUUUGCAUCGCGACGUGUGAGCUCGUCGGAGGCACCAAGUCCAUAGCCAUGCCCGCCGCUUGCGCCGUCGAGAUGAUCCACACCAUGUCUCUCAUCCACGACGAUCUUCCUUGCAUGGACAACGAUGAUCUCCGCCGUGGAAAGCCCACAAACCACAAAGUGUUCGGCGAGGACGUCGCGGUUCUCGCCGGCGAUGCGCUUUUAGCCUUCGCUUUCGAGCACAUAGCGGUUUCUACGGUGGGUUAAUUGGCAUUCUACAUCUUCUUCUUCAAAGUGAGGGAAAAGCAACGGAAAUGAAGGAUUGGAGUGGUUAUUGUCGGAUUAUUUCACCACCUCGCCGGAAAUGAAGGAUUCGGCGGAAGUUACAGAGGGAAGGGCGGAAGUUACAGAGGGUAGAGCUGAAAAUGAGAGAGAGGAGAGAGACGGGAGAGAAGAAAAAAUUUUGAUAUAUAUUAUUUUAUUUUGUAAAUAUAUUAUUUUAAUAAGUAAAAGAGGAAAA